AUGUCGCGAAGGCAGGCCGACCAUGACUACAACCUCCGGAGUAUGAACAACCUGAUGGGCGAGAGGUGGAAGAAAGUGAACGACGGAGGUGAGCGCAGUCUCAUCAAGGCUCCGUCCAACGCCAGCAUCAGCAGCCAGGGCGCCUCCACUGGAGCUUCCGCCGCCGCUGGUGCCCCAUCAGCCCCCUCCUCCUCGUCCACUGGAGACCUGGAGAGAGCUGCCCGCAAGCAGUUUCAGCAGGAUGUUACACCUGGUUUCGUCUACGUCCUGGCCAUCUUCUCCGCCCUGGGGGGCUUCCUUUUCGGCUAUGACACCGGGGUGAUCUCCGGGGCGAUGCUCCUAUUGAAGCGGGAGCUGGACCUGAGCGCCCUGUGGCAGGAGGUGCUCAUAUCAAGUACUGUGGCCGCAGCCGCCCUCUCCGCCCUGCUGGGCGGCUUUCUCAACGGGGUGUUCGGGCGCAGAGUGUGCAUACUGCUCGCCAGCUUCUUCUUCGCCGUCGGGGGGAUCGUCCUUAGCAGCGCUCCCGGUAAAGAGGUGCUCCUGGCGGGUAGGCUCAUCGUUGGAUUGGGGCUCGAGCUGCCACAGUGUGGUGCCCGCUUGGAGACAGCGUGGCUCGUUUCCCAGCAAGUGGUUUCCAUGGCGACGGGUAGCCACGUAGUCAUGGCGGCCGUUCAGGCCAGGGCGGUGGCUGUAGGGAGGUACAUGUUGGGUCUGUCUGUGCUCCCCGCUGUGCUCCAGUUCAUGGGAUUCCUCUUCCUGCCAGAGAGCCCUCGCUGGUUAAUUCAGCGUGGGCUGACCCAGAAGGCCCGCCGCGUGCUCAGUCAGAUCCGAGGCAACCAGAACAUAGACGAGGAGUACGACAGCAUCAAAAACAGCAUCGAGGAAGAAGAGAAGGACAGCGGAGGAGAUGGCCCGGUGAUCUGGCGGAUGCUGACCUACCCCCCAACACGACGAGCCCUGGUGGUGGGCUGUGGUCUUCAGAUGUUCCAGCAGCUUUCAGGAAUCAACACAGUCAUGUACUACAGUGCCACCAUCCUGCAGAUGUCAGGAGUGCGCGAUGACAGGUUGGCAAUCUGGUUGGCUGGACUCACCACCCUCACCAACUUCCUGUUUACUCUGCUGGGAGUGUGGCUGGUGGAGAGAGUGGGGCGUAGGAAGCUCACCCUAGGCAGCAUCAUAGGCACAUGUUUCAGUUUGAGUCUGUUGGCCAUCGGUUUCUUAAUGUCUGCACAGCACAGUCCCCCUGUCACCUACCACCCAUUAGACCCCGCCAUGGCCAACUCUACCUGCUCCAAGUACCAGGUGUGCGAGCCGUGCAUGCUGGAUCCUGGAUGCGGCUUCUGUUACCGUGAGAAUGGCUCGGCGCUGCUCGCCUCCUCCUGCGUGCCAGUCAAUAAGGCCUCCACCGAGCACGCAGCAUGGGGCAGAUGCUCCAACUCUACCCUGAUGAGAGAUCAGACCUACUGGGCCUACAACUACUGCCCCACCUCCUUCUCCUGGUUGGUUUUACUGGGACUGGUGUUCUACUUGGCUGCCUUUGCGCCGGGUAUGGGUCCAAUGCCAUGGACCAUCAACUCUGAGAUCUAUCCUCUUUGGGCAAGGAGCACAGGGAACGCCUGUGCAGCAGGGGUCAACUGGACCUUCAACAUCCUGGUGUCUCUUACCUUCCUCCACCUGGCUCAGUACAUCACCUACUAUGGAGCUUUCUUCCUGUACUCCAGCAUGGCCUUGCUGGGUUUCGUCUUCACAUAUGGCUGCCUGCCAGAAACCAAAUCCCGCCGUCUGGAGGAGAUCGAAGCGUUGUUCGAAAACCACCUUUGCUCUUGCGGCGCCUCUGAUUCGGAUGAGGGACGGCAGGUUGAGUACAUCCGGGUCAAAGGUUCAAACUACCAUCUAUCGGACAAUGACGCAUCAGAUGUAGACUAGAGGAAACUUGGGUGUUGCUUACCUCCCUCUGGGUGUUUCAUUAGCUGUUUCACUGGAACAUGCAGAGCGGCUGAGUCUGUAUUAGUGUUCUUUUUCCUGUGAUCUGUGGGGCCACUGGUUUACCUCCAACAUAGAUUGGGAAUUACAUUUUAGAAGACUAUGCUUCUAUCAGUAACAUGUAUCAGUUCACUUUUCAAGCAGUCAGUUGGGGAAAUCCCAAUCAACACUAAUGCUUUAGCAUGAAUGUUUCCCAUUAGUUCAUUCUCUAAAUUCAGGGGUGAACUGGCACCUUAUCUGGUUU
Molecule: messenger RNA, 2227 nt
Organism: Pundamilia nyererei
Lineage: Eukaryota; Metazoa; Chordata; Actinopteri; Cichliformes; Cichlidae
Gene: slc2a13a
Product: solute carrier family 2 member 13a
Exons: 10
Coding region: 1-1926 (641 amino acids)
Biological process (GO): myo-inositol transport; transmembrane transport
Cellular component (GO): apical plasma membrane
Molecular function (GO): myo-inositol:proton symporter activity
Source: RefSeq, a predicted model, not a curated record